GUGUUUCAAUCACGUUUGGCCCCAAAAGAUCUUUAUGUUUCUUCACUCUUGAUCCUAAAGUCUUCAGUUUUAAAAACAUCAUCACCAGGAAAAGGUCCCCCGAGAAAGAUUCUGAACCAGUAGAAGGAAAAGAGGAGAGAGAACUAAAAUCUGUUGAAGUUCCUGAUGAGGAAGAAAGCAAAAAGAUAAAAGCAGUGGACAAAGGAAUACAGGCAGAGCCUGAGUCUAUACCAGAAUGCAAGGAGGAUUGUGAAUGUUGUUUGGAAGAUAAGUCUGAGUCUGCUGAUGAAGAAGAUGAGUCCCUGGAUGAAUAUGAGUCCUAUGAUAGAUGGAACAGCCCCUGCAGGGGAUAUGAAGCUGGGAAGCAGGAGGAGCAGGAGGAGGAGCAGGAGGAGGAGCCUUAUGAAUAUCCUUCCUCAUCCCUAUAUGACUCUCAGUAUGGCUCUAGUCCCUCCACUGUUUAUGGCAUGACUUCUGCAAGUACAUCUCCCCAGUACUAUGUAAAGAAAUAUGGGUCACAUUAUACAUAUAUCGCCUCUCCUAUAUAUGAGCCCACGAAAGCUUAUGAACUGUAUGAUCCACAAUACGGAUGGUCCCCCGGCGAUGACUCACAAUAUGAAUAUGAAUUCUCUCCUCCACCUGAGUCACAAUAUAUAUAUGAAACUUCCUUGGGGCACAAGUCUCAAUAUAGCUACGAUGGCCAUUCUCCAUAUGAAUGGCACUAUGAAUAUGAGACUCCUCCAAUAUAUGAAAUGCAAGAUGAGGACAAAACCUCCCCAGAAUAUGAGUCACCCUAUGAAUGUGAUUGUUCUCCUACAUAUGACUGGCCCACACAGCAGAAUGAGUCAGAGAUCAAAGAUGCUUCAACUCCUGAAUAUGAGAUCCCCGCUAAUUGGAACAAACUGCAGAAGAAUUGCAGAUCCCCUCUAGGGAACACUGGCUUAGAAGACAAACCAGACCCUUCUUUUAGAAGUAACAAUAUUCCCCAAACACUGAAGGGAUUAUCAGAUGAAAGUAAACAUAGUGAAGGAAUGCCCAACUCAAGUAGAGGCACUCCUCCAAAUUCUCCCACAGGUUCUGAUGAGCAAGGCAAAAACCCACAGACCCAGCCACCAAAUGGAGUAAGCAAACUAUCAUCGGAUAAUACAGAUGGGAUCCUCAGUGGCGUGAGGAAAUUUUUGGAUGGAACAAGGAAGCUCUUAGGUAGAGGGAACCAUCUUCCAAAAGAUCAAUCACCAGAAGGAACCAAAUGGGCCAGCCAACUUCCAAGCAUAAACAGCUCGCCCCAGAGGGGGAUGAGGCCAUUGCAUGGCAGUGGAGGCUGUCUUCUGCAUGGGAACAACCUGUUUUUAGACAAUCUCAGCAAGCCAAGAAGGCAGAGGAGCCCAGGAAUGAGCCAAGGAAUCCCACCACUUCUCUCAAGAAGAGGCUAUUGUACACGAGCUGGAAUGACACCUCGUCUUCCAGAUAUUUCAAGCAGGUUCCCGGGCUCU
Molecule: messenger RNA, 1493 nt
Organism: Thamnophis sirtalis
Lineage: Eukaryota; Metazoa; Chordata; Lepidosauria; Squamata; Natricidae
Source: RefSeq, a predicted model, not a curated record